This is a messenger RNA of Meloidogyne enterolobii, 347 nucleotides long. NCBI's taxonomy places the organism in Eukaryota, Metazoa, Nematoda, Chromadorea, Rhabditida, Meloidogynidae. The record is from the annotation of a GenBank genome assembly.
UUUAUGCAUGUCAAUCCAAAUAAAUCACUUGGCGGAAUUUGCUAUCCUGAUGGAAUUGGUUUAAUGGUAAAAUCUUCCGAUCUUUCAUUUCUCUUGGUGACAACUGCAGAUGGAACAAAAUUGAACGCUUUCAAAUUGGAAGAUUUAGUGAGAGAUGUUCCAUAUUUACGUGCACAGGAUAUGCAUAAAUUUAAAGAGAAUGAAAAGGCAGAAAAGAAACAAAGGUUGACUAAAGUUGCUGAAUUCUUUAAAGAUAUGCUUGAUGACGAAAAUGAAGAAGAAGAACAAGAUUUUGAUGAAGAGACAGAAGACAAUGAGAAGGAAUUUAUAUGUAUGGAUGAUUAACA